GGCCUCCGUUUCCCGGCGUGCUCCAGGGUUCUCGCCGCUUCAGACCGACGACGGCGAGCGGCGGUGGGAUCAUUAACAAGGACCCUGGCGUCUCCCCGAAAGGAAGUCAGAAGUGGCGGGGACAAAGUUGGUUGCUGUUACCUCUGAGGCCAUGGAGGGGAAGUCGAAGGUGGCCCCCAGUGUGGAUUUCGACCAUAGUUGCUCAGACAGUGUCGAAUAUUUGACCCUGAACUUCGGGCCUUUUGAGACGGUGCACCGCUGGAGGAGGCUGCCGCCCUGCGAUGAAUUCGUGGGAGCCAGACGAAGUAAGCAUACUGUUGUGGCCUACAAGGAUGCAAUUUAUGUAUUUGGAGGAGACAAUGGAAAGAACAUGUUAAAUGACCUGUUAAGAUUUGAUGUGAAGGACUGCUCUUGGUGCAGGGCUUUCACAACUGGAACUCCACCUGCACCCAGGUACCAUCAUUCUGCUGUGGUGUAUGGAAGCAGCAUGUUUGUGUUUGGUGGCUAUACGGGAGAUAUUUACUCCAACUCCAACCUGCAGAACAAAAAUGAUCUGUUCGAGUACAAGUUUGCCACAGGGCAGUGGACAGAAUGGAAAGUAGAGGGCAGGUUGCCAGUUGCAAGGUCAGCUCAUGGAGCCACAGUUUACAGUGACAAGCUUUGGAUCUUUGCAGGCUAUGAUGGCAAUGCAAGACUGAAUGAUAUGUGGACCAUAGGUCUCCAAGAUAGAGAGAUGGCAUGCUGGGAUGAGAUUGAGCAGAGUGGAGAGAUCCCUCCUUCAUGUUGUAACUUCCCUGUGGCUGUCUGCAAGGACAAGAUGUUUGUUUUCUCAGGACAGAGUGGGGCAAAGAUCACCAAUAAUCUUUUUCAGUUUGAAUUCAUGGAAAAAGUUUGGACAAGGAUUCCCACUGAACACUUGCUCCGAGGCUCUCCGCCUCCACCUCAAAGACGGUACGGUCACACCAUGGUAGCAUUUGAUCGACAUCUCUAUGUGUUUGGUGGUGCUGCAGACAAUACGUUGCCUAAUGAGUUACACUGUUAUGAUGUGGACUCUCAGACAUGGGAGGUCAUUCAGCUCAGCCCAGACAGUGUGGGGAGCAACUUAUACACAGAGGCAAUUUAUGAUCCUGAUUUCAUGAUGCCCAGUGGACGGCUUUUCCAUGCUGCAGCGGUAAUUUCUGAUGCAAUGUAUAUCUUUGGUGGGACAGUGGACAACAAUGUGAGGAGUGGAGAGAUGUAUCGCUUUCAGUUUUCCUGCUAUCCUAAAUGCACUUUACACGAAGAUUAUGGGAGGCUGUGGGAGAACAGGCAAUUCUGUGAUGUGGAAUUCAUUCUCGGAGAGAAAGAAGAGCGUGUUAAAGGGCACAUAGCAGUUGUCACAGCUCGAAGCAAAUGGUUAAGGAAAAAGAUUGCCCAGGCUAGAGACUGGCUGAAGCAGAAAGCCAAGCAGGAGGUUGCUGUAGAAGCUGAAACAUCAGGGACAAACCUGAAGCAGACAAGCUCGUUACUUCAGCUGGAGGUUGUGAUCCGUGAAGCUGAGGCACAGCCAUUUGAGAUACUGAUGCAGUUUCUCUACACAGACAAAAUCAAGUACCCACGGAAAGGUCAUGUGCAAGAUGUCUUGCUGAUAAUGGAUGUUUACAAGCUGGCCCUGAGCUUUCACCUGGCUCGACUGGAACAGCUGUGCUUACAGUACAUCGAGGCCUCAGUGGACCUUCAGAAUGUAUUGACUGUGUGUGAGAAUGCCAACAAAUUGCAGCUGGACCAGAUGAAGGAAUACUGUCUGAAUUUUGUGGUGAAGGAAUCGCACUUUAACCAAGUGAUAAUGACCAAAGAAUUUGAGCUUCUUUCCACUUGCUUAAUUGUGGAGAUUGUAAGAAGGAAGCACCAACCCCCAACACGAAUAAAUUCUGAUCAGCCUGUGGAUAUAGGCACCUCUCUAGUCCAGGAUAUGAAGAGUUAUCUGGAAGGAGCAGGCAUGGAGUUUUGUGACAUAACCCUGCUGUUGGAUGGUCACCCCAGGCCAGCCCAUAAAGCAAUACUAGCUGCCCGUUCCAGUUAUUUUGAAGCCAUGUUUCGUUCUUUCAUGCCUGAAGAUGGACAAGUUAAUAUCUCCAUUGGUGAAAUGGUACCAAGUCGGCAAGCUUUUGAGUCACUCCUUCGCUAUGUGUACUAUGCUGAAGUCAACAUGCCUCCAGAGGACUCCUUAUACUUAUUUUCAGCACCUUAUUAUUAUGGUUUCACAAACAACAGACUGCAAGCCUACUGUAAGCAGAAUCUGGAAAUGAAUGUGACUGUGGAGAAUGUACUGCAGAUUCUGGAAGCAGCUGAUAAGACUCAGGCCUUAGAUAUGAAGAAACAUUGCCUCCACAUUAUUGUACAUCACUUCACCAAGGUCUCCAAGUUGCCCAACCUACGAUCCCUAAGCCAAGCCUUGCUUCUCGACAUCAUCGAAUCAUUAGCAAAUCACAUUUCAGACAAGCAGUGUGCAGAGCUGGGCUCGGACAUGUGACAAUUAAUUUUAAAAACUGAUUCUCAAAUUGGUUUGGAAACUUUGCUCUCUGAUGCAGAUGAGUGGUAAUUUAUUUAUGAAAGUAAGUAAUUUUAUUUUAAGUGGGACAGUUAGGAUGCGAUGUUAAGGCUGUUUUCAACUACGUUUGAAUCGGGUCUUUCAUUGGGAGAAGAAUAUUGCUGUCCAAUAUAUGUUUGCUGGUUCAAACAGAAUAAGGUGGCAAGCAAUGUACUAUCUUCAAAAAAAUCGCAUGGUAAUUAGCUCCAAGGGACACUAUCCCAGAUGACUUGCAAAAUUUAAUUGUGAAAUUUAAAAUUAACAAUCUUAUUUUACUUUUGGUUAUUCAUUCCCUUCAUGAAGUUAUGAAUAGUCUAAAUGAUGAUAUUUCCAAAGCAACUCACAGUGGUCACAGAUUUAGGAAUGUCUGGCUCAAUUGUUCACUAGUUCUGUACUGUCAUUGUUUGACAGCAGGAAUCACUGACUGAGGUUGCAGGAUGUUCUCUGAUAUUGGUAAAUGUAAGUUGUGUAUAUAAAUGAAUGCUCUUUAGUAGAACUUGUCAUCAUUAAUAUUCAGUUUGGUUCUCAUGAGGCACUAUAAUCGGCACACAUUGUAAUCAAAAUGUAAAAAUUGAAUGAGCCAUGGCAUUGAUUAUUAAGACUGUUGUAAAAGAAAAAUCACCAUACGUAAAUGCUACAUGUAUACUAUCACUGAUAUUCUAAUUGUAGAAUGAAUAUAUGAGGAGAUUUAUGAAUGAGGAACAUGUUUUGCUUUCUAUUGCCUUUUAUAGCUGCAAAUCACAUUGAAUUUUUUGUCUAGGUUAAUUAUUGCUUUUUUUUUGCAUGGCCAGUAAAAGUAUUGUAAAAUAUCUUUCUUAGUGCUGAAUGUAAUGUUCGAUUUCCGCAUAACUCACCGUGCAGGUGAGAUGCAGUAUCUAGAAAGUAUCUAUGCUUCAUUUUAUAAAUAGGCAACAAUUAAUUGUGGAAGAAGUCUGUGUCACAUAUUCAAUUUAAUGCUCAUGCCAUGUAUUCAUGAGACUGUGAAUCACAAUGUAAAUGAUCUCGCUGAAUUAUGCUUUUUUCACUUGUGAGUGAAGUAAAAUUUGCAGGGCUUUAUUCAUCAGCAAUUGUUUUAACUGUGCUUUGCUAUUUUUCUUAGGAAGGUAAUAAUAUAACUCGUACCUAGUAUUUAUGCUUUUCAUGUUACCAUUCAGUUGCAUUUACAAUUUGGCAUGAUGGUAUUAUGUAAUUCUAAGGCACACUCCGAAUUGAAUGAAGAGCACCCAGUAAUUGCAAUUCUACACGUUUAUGCUCACCUCCAACCAUCUGACAAGGUGAUUUUCACCUCGCCAAUACGAUACCACUCAACAUCAAGGUUAAUUGUCUCGAACUGAUGUAGAAGAGUGAAUGGGAGGGAGAUGAAAGGAGUUUGGACAGAAGCAAAUAUAUUCCAAAGCUAGUAAUUAAAGUUCACCUUCAUAUUAAAUAUAUGUGUAAUUUAUAAAAAACUGUAACUACUGAUGGUAUAAUAUAUGUAUAAAGUAAACUUUGAAAACUC
This is a messenger RNA of Leucoraja erinaceus (little skate), 4067 nucleotides long. It is a transcript of the gene lztr1, whose product is annotated as leucine zipper like post translational regulator 1. The record is from RefSeq and is a predicted model, not a curated record. NCBI's taxonomy places the organism in Eukaryota, Metazoa, Chordata, Chondrichthyes, Rajiformes, Rajidae. The coding region runs from base 152 to 2512 and encodes 786 amino acids. The transcript has 21 exons. Gene Ontology annotation, molecular function: protein binding. Gene Ontology annotation, cellular component: Golgi apparatus.